Messenger RNA from Glossina fuscipes, 2904 nucleotides. Its product is annotated as angiopoietin-related protein 1-like. Bases 4 to 1542 code for a protein of 512 amino acids. Lineage: Eukaryota; Metazoa; Arthropoda; Insecta; Diptera; Glossinidae. The transcript has 5 exons. The record is from RefSeq and is a predicted model, not a curated record.
AUUAUGAAUUUUAUUGCAUUCUUUUUAUUCGCGUUAUCAAUUACGGCAUAUUGUCGCGGUUUAAUGAAUGAAAAAUCCGGACUGUUUAACAGUGUCUUAGAGAAGCGUGAAACGGACGAUGAAAUUGAUCUUUGCACAUAUGCUGUGCGCCAAUUAGAGAUUAUAAAGAAGGAGAAUGAACUCCUUAACAUGCAUUUUCAGAUGUGGAAUCAUCGUUGGAAUAAAUUGGAAGGAAUGCUUAAUGUUUUCGAAGCAGUGUUGAAAAACAUAGAGAAUUAUGUAACAACUCGAUAUUCCGAUAUUGAGGAUCUCAAGACAAUAAUUACAAACAUUUCCAGUAAGGAAUGUGAACAAGAGGAUAUUUUGCCUAAAAUUAGCUCAAUGAUUGUUGAUAACAAUCAACUAUUAAUGGCAGAUAUCGAUAAGAAAUUUGAGCCCCUAUCGCAAAUCAAAGGACUCGUAAUAACGGAGCAUGAUGGAAUUUUGCGAAUUGAAGAAAGACUAACGGCUCUUAGUGACCUGAGUGAAAAAUUCCUAAAAAGCGAAGAAAUGCAAAAAGUCACAUUGUCUGAGAUUAAUGCAACGAUUAAUAGCAACCAUUAUGGAAUGAUUGAUGCGAUUGAUAAAAAAUUUGAACCUUUACUUCAACUUCAAGAUUUGGUGACCAAAGAGCAUCAAGGAAUUUCGAAUAUUGAGAAAAAUCUCAUUAUUAUUGACGACUUAAGUAAAAAACUGUCAGAUCAAAUUUUAUAUCUUUCUUAUGUGAAAGAAAAUCAGCAUUUAUUAACGGACUUGUCCACUAGACUUGCUAAGAUUGAGCAAAGUGUACCGGAAAUUAUUGAUUACGAUUUAUAUCCUUCAAAUUGCGUGGAAUACGAUAAGCGGUAUUGUGACAAUAAUUUAUGCCAUAUAAAGCAUCCGAAAGGUAUAAGACAAAGCCUUUUAGUCUCUUGCUUUAAUCACACUAUUCACGGGGAUGGUUGGUUGGUUAUACAAAAACGCAUGGACGGUUCAGUUGACUUUUAUCGCAAUUGGGCUGAGUACAAAACUGGUUUCGGAAAUAUUUCGGGGGAAUUUUGGAUAGGCUUGGAUCAUUUGCAUGCCCUUACAACGCUGCACGAUAGACAAGAGUUGCUAAUAAUUUUAGAAGAUUUCGAAAAUGUCACUAAACAUGUAAAAUACGAUUCAUUUGUGGUCGGUAACGAAGAAGAAAAAUAUAUAUUGAAGAAUGUGGGCGAAAACACAGGCGAUGCAGGUGUAGCGUUUGCUCGGCAUCAAGGCUAUCAAUUUACUACAAUCGACAAUGACAACGAUAUCGAUGAUGAUAAUUGCGCCCGAACGCGAAUGGGCGGAUGGUGGUAUCUGAACUGUUUCUGGUGUAAUUUGAAUGGCAAAUAUUAUAGCACCGGUCAUGGCCCGAACGAAGCACUUCAUUCUGGUAUUAGUUGGCUUGGUUUUCACGAUUAUGACUAUUCGAUGAAAUUUGUCCAAAUGAUGAUUCGACCGCAUCGCGUAGGCACAUCACAAACUAAAUCCAACUGACUUCUUAGAAAUAGCACUGAUAUUUAGUUACCAUUUUUACGCCCUACACCACUUAUGGUAUCGAGUAUAUUCGGUUUGCAAGCAAGGACGUGUUCGCAACACCUAUCAGAACUUGCAUUCGAUUCGUACUUUAUUAUACCGAUCGAUUCAAAAUCAUUUCCUGAAUUGGCAUAUCUGUCCGUCUCAUAAGCGCCCACACAUUUUUGUGCCGCAAUUUUGAAAUGUUUCGACGAAAUUUGGUACAUUGACGCAUUCUAACCGCAAGACGAGCACACUUAAAUGGGAAAGGUCCACUUCUGUACACUCCAUGGUGGAAAUAAGAUGUAUUAAGAUAUAUUUAUAUGGAAAAUAGAUUAGGAAUCUAAUCGGUCUUCAACAAAAAAAUUCGAUUCGACAAGCUUAUACCUUGUUGUUUCACGUUUUACUCCCGCUCAAAUAUAUAUAUAGGCGUGUACGAAAAUCCUUUCUAUAUAUCGAAAUAAGAUAUAAUUUUUGCAAAGUGGUAUUCGGUAUAUAAGGGUCGGACUUGUCCGACUGUACAGUUUUUACUUAUUUUUAAAUCGUAUUACUGUCAUUACAUCGUACGAUAUUGAUCGCAACUGUCUCUGAUUCAUUUGUCUGGCCAGGCGUAACGAACGCUAUUCAUUAACAUUUUUAUGUAUUCUCUAUGAUCAUCAAUAAUAAUUAUUUUAUUGAAUACAUAAAUAAAAUUCGCAUUAUUUCUGCUGGGCUGGACGGUGAUCCAUCACUAAAAACUUGUUCCAUCAGUUGCGAAUUUUUCGCAAAAAUUGUAUAGGGUUUAGGACGUUGACCCCGCAAUUUACAACUGUCUCUAAAGAGGCUGUUUGCAUUGAAUAUGUUUAAAUAUGAAGCAUUAAGCAACCAAGACAGUCGGACAACUUCAACCAUUAAGUGCCAGAACAAAUUAUUCAUUGCAUCACUCAUUCUGGUCAAGGCGAUUUUUAGGUAGACGAACCAUCAGGAAACUCCCCGAAAGGCCUUUCCGUCUGCUUAGUCGCCAAGGCUAAGAAUUAAAGAUGAUAACUCUCCACAAUCUCUACAUCUCCCUGAUACCUGGCAACUAUUUUGUACGACUCAAGACAAUACUUUUCCUAGCAUAUAUAGGUACACUUGCAUUUGGAUUCCUCAUACAAUCCCGGACUCUAAAUCGUUAUUAUUUUUUCUCAUAGAUCUUCAAUACCUGCGCAGAAAUGUGGACAAUGGGACAACUCCUAUCUUGUUCUCAAUUCAGAUGCUUCGUUUUAGGUUGACAGCGUCAUAUCAGCGUGAAUAUAAAGAAAGGAAAUGUUCAUGAAAAAGAUUUUCCUAUUAAUCCCUUCAGUUUUGUGAGAGGAGAUUACC